Penicillium riverlandense is the source of this 696-nucleotide messenger RNA. RefSeq lists its product as uncharacterized. The transcript is spliced from 2 exons. The annotation marks the transcript as partial. The record is from RefSeq and is a predicted model, not a curated record. Lineage: Eukaryota; Fungi; Ascomycota; Eurotiomycetes; Eurotiales; Aspergillaceae.
AUCGCCUACGUUGGCACAGUGCUGUAUUCACCAACUGCGCUCUUCGUUAAAACCAGUCUGAUCUAUAUCUUAAUAAGGGUCUUCCAUCCCAUCUACUCUGGAUUGAUUGCGCUGUACUGUCUUCUUGGUUUGGUUAUCUGCUACUACUUUAUCAUUAUGUUUGUCAAGAUCUUCAUCUGCCAUCCGGUCUCAGCUUAUUGGGAUUUGGCCGAAAGAACCAAUGGGAGUUGCCUGAGACUGUCUAGCCUUAUCAUCGCUGAUUCGGCCGUCAGCUUUGUGACAGACGCUGCAAUUCUCGCAUCUCCUGUGGCUUUGACCUGGUCACUGCAAAUGCCAGCCCGGAAAAAGCUCCGAGUGAUAUGCAUUCUUGGGCUUGGAGGUGUGGCAGUUGGGUUCGCUCUCUUCCGGCUUGUGAUUGGGGUGCACGAGAGAGAAAACCGCCAUAAUACGGUGGUGUUUUUAAGAUCAAUACUGACAGGAAACGCAGAAUUGGGCAUUGGGCUGAUCUGUGCCUGUCUUCCGGCCCUCACAGCUCUCGCCACUCAUCAUCGAGAACAACCGUCGUCCGGUCGUCAACAAAAAAGAUCCCAAUCAUCGUCUAACGCCUUUGAAGAAAGCGAAUUAAUGCAACGGCAGCCGAGGAGACCUGCGCGCCCAGGCUCGACAGUUUCAUCUGAUCCGUCGGCUGGCCAAUAG